AGGCUCCUCCUCCGUCGCCGUAUAGGUCUAUAAAUAGGCUCGCCAUCGCCACCUUCACCUCUCCUCUCACUCACCACACUCUCUUCAGUCUCACACAUCGCCAUUACCGUGCUAGCUAGCUUAGCUCACUCUGUCACUCAAGCUCUAAGAAAUCAAUCAAGGUCAAGGAAGCGGUUUGUCUUGCUUUGCGUCGAUCGCAGCCAUGUCGUCCUCCAUGGUGUCGUCCAAGACCUCGCUGCCGGCGGUGGCGGGGUACGGUGGUGACGGUGAAGGCGGCAGCGUCGACGCUGCUUCCUCGGCGGCGCCGGUGACGAGCUGCCUGUACCUGCACCCCGGCGCGGGGACGCUGGACAAGGACGCCGUUCUGCGCCGCAUCCGCCACCGGAGGCGCCACAACCGCCUCCGCGACACGCUGCGCUCCAUGCUGCAGGCGCCGCCGCCGCCGCAAGAGACGGAGAACAUGGACGGCGGCGCCGCCGAGCGGCAUCUCCCGUGGCCGCUCGACGACGCCUUCUCCGCGCCGUAGAUUUGCGCUCUUCCCUUGUGCAGAUUAAAGCAAUGCCAUGAUCCAGUGUGGGAUCGCCUGUUCUUGUGUAGAUCGAUCAAGAACAGGCGAAGAUGAUCGAGCGUAGUGCCUAGCGCAGUAGAUGUGUGUAUUGUAAAAUUACUGCAAGGGUAUGAUGGAGCCAUGGAUCAAAGAUUUAUUCUGAUGUCUUCUUUGUAUAAUUGCUUGCCUACUUGGUGUAGUUAUGAAUCAUGAUCGAGUAAUUGAAGAAUGUUUGGAUCAAA
Setaria italica (foxtail millet) is the source of this 789-nucleotide messenger RNA. RefSeq lists its product as uncharacterized. The record is from RefSeq and is a predicted model, not a curated record. The transcript has a single exon. The coding region runs from base 203 to 526 and encodes 107 amino acids. NCBI's taxonomy places the organism in Eukaryota, Viridiplantae, Streptophyta, Magnoliopsida, Poales, Poaceae.